AUGGCUUUUGACCUGAAUUCUCUUCAACCUUUGUUACUAUCCCUCGCAAUUGCAUUAACAGCAUUUGCCCUUUUCUUGUCUAGACACAAGAAACUGUUACUAUGCCACAGAAGCAAGAAACAACUGCCUCCUGGAGAGCUAGGAUUUCCAUGGAUUGGUGAAACCUUAGAUUUCUACAAAGCCCAAAAGAACAACAAAAUGUAUCAGCAAUUUGUUCAGCCAAGAAUCCAAAAAUAUGGCAAGACUUUCAAAACCAAGUUAAUGGGGUCACCCACAGUGGUUGUGAGUGGAGCUGAGGCCAACAAAUUCUUCCUCUCCAAUGAGUUCAAGCUUGUGGUCAGUUCAUGGCCUUCUUCAUCAGUUCAGCUCAUGGGAUCAGAUUCAAUCAUGGAGAAACAAGGCGAGGCGCAUCGACACAUUCGCGGGAUCAUUGCCACCAGCCUCAGCAAUUCCGGGCUUGAAUCAAUGGUGCCUAAAAUCUGCCAAACUGUGGAAUCACAUUUUGAAGCUCACUGGAAAGGGCAGGACAUUAUUAGUCUUUAUCGAAAGACCAGAGUUCUGACAUUCACCAUUGUGUUGGAAUGCAUGAUGGGAAUUGAAGUGAAACCAAACAUGUUGGGAGUGUUUGAAAGAGUGUUGGAAGGGGCUUUUUCUUUACCUUUGAAUUUUCCGGGGUCAGUUUUUUGGAGGGCUAAGAAAGCAAGAAAGGAGAUUGAGAAAAUGUUGCUUACUAUAGUUAGACAAAAGAGAGAAGAAAUUGAAUCUCAGCAGAGUGUUGGAGGAGAAGGAGGAGUGUUGAUUUUCCGAUUGAUAAUGGCGCUGAUUCGGGACGAAAUGACCGAAAAAGAAGUGGUUGAUAAUGUGGUUCUGCUGGUUUUUGCAGCACAUGAUACCACUUCUUUUGCCAUUGCCAUGACCUUUAGGAUGUUAGCUCAUCAUCCUGACUGCUAUUCUCGACUCCUUCAAGAACAUGUGGAAAUCCAGAAGAACAAAAAACCAGGUGAAUUUCUCGCAUUGGAGGACAUAAAGAAGAUGAACUAUACUUGGCAAGUUGCUAGAGAGAGCAUGAGGCUGUUUCCCCCUAUCUUUGGCUCAUUCAGGAAAGCAAUUGUAGACAUUGAAUACGACGGCUACAUUAUUCCAAAAGGAUGGAAGGUGCUUUGGACUGCUUAUGGAACGCAUUAUGAAUCAGAGUAUUUUGAAGAUCCCUUGAGUUUUAAUCCAAGUAGAUUUGAGGAGCCAAUUCAACCUUAUGCAUAUCUUCCAUUUGGUGGAGGUCCAAGGCAAUGUGCUGGAUAUCAAUUAGCCAAGCUGAACAUCUUAAUACUGAUACAUCUUGUUGUAACUCAAUACGAUUGGUCUUUAGUGAACCCUGAGGAGCCUAUUCUUGUUGAUCCACUACCCUUUCCCUCUCAGGGAAUGCCCAUUAGGAUUUCUCCCAAGUUGCAGUAAUACCCAAACUAUGUAACCCACUAUAUUCUUUUGAUUACAGCAUUUUUUGAUUUUUAAUGAAAUUUUGAUUUCCCUAAAAGAAAUUUUUUUGGGUCAAAAUUUACUUCGCGGGAAGGUUUUCUUCCAAGAAAGAUGGAGAUUUGAGUAUAGAGAACGCCAAGACAGAAUUCGAUGCAGGAUAACUUUGAUAAAUUUCUCAUGUCUUC
Messenger RNA from Oldenlandia corymbosa var. corymbosa, 1658 nucleotides. The record is from the annotation of a GenBank genome assembly. NCBI's taxonomy places the organism in Eukaryota, Viridiplantae, Streptophyta, Magnoliopsida, Gentianales, Rubiaceae.